Molecule: messenger RNA, 1950 nt
Organism: Leptopilina heterotoma
Lineage: Eukaryota; Metazoa; Arthropoda; Insecta; Hymenoptera; Figitidae
Gene: Rpn6
Product: 26S proteasome non-ATPase regulatory subunit 11
Exons: 5
Coding region: 165-1418 (417 amino acids)
Biological process (GO): ubiquitin-dependent protein catabolic process
Cellular component (GO): proteasome regulatory particle, lid subcomplex
Molecular function (GO): structural molecule activity
Source: RefSeq, a predicted model, not a curated record
AAGAAAUUGAAACUGUUUACUCCGUUUUCUCAUCUUCGUCAGCAUUUUUUUCCAAAGCAUGACACGAGUUUUACAGUUGCUAGCGAUCGAGUGAAAUCGAGUGCUCAGUGAUUGAAAGAAAGUGACAAAACAAUAGAAAAUAUUAACUCUUAAUAAUAAGAAAUAUGGCCGGUGCAACGAUGUUGGCGGUGUCUAUGACAAAUCGAAACGAAGGUAUCAACCAGCUCAAUGCAAUUGUUUCCGAUCCAAGUAUCGCCGACGAUGAUGAGGAUAAUAUUCGUAUCAAGGAGCAAGGAAUCUUGCAAUUGGGAGAACUUUACAAAAAGGAAGGCAAGGCUAAAGAAUUGGCUGAUCUUAUAAAAGCUACUAGACCCUUCCUUAGUCUCAUCAGUAAGGCAAAAGCUGCCAAACUCGUAAGGUCCUUGGUCGACUUUUUCCUCGAUUUAGAAGCUGGUAUCGGUAUCGAGGUUCAGUUGUGCAAAGAAUGUAUAGAAUGGGCGAAAGAGGAGCGCAGAACAUUUUUGCGACAAUCGUUGGAGGCAAGAUUGAUAGCACUUUAUUUCGAUACGGGAAUGUUCAGCGAUGCAUUACAAUUGGGAUCGGCACUACUUAAGGAACUGAAAAAAUUGGAUGAUAAACAAUUGCUCGUUGAGGUUCAAUUACUCGAGAGUAAAACUUAUCAUGCACUUAGUAAUCUAUCAAAAGCCAGGGCAGCUUUAACCAGCGCUCGAACUACAGCUAAUGCUAUUUACUGCCCACCAAAAAUGCAAGCCGCCCUUGAUCUUCAAUCGGGAAUUUUGCAUGCAGCUGACGAACGAGAUUUCAAGACUGCUUAUUCCUAUUUCUACGAAGCAUUUGAGGGAUAUGACAGUGUGGAGUGUCCAAAAGCGUUGACAGCACUGAAGUAUAUGUUACUGUCGAAAAUUAUGUUACGAACACCGGAAGACGUUCAGUCAAUAAUGUCUGGAAAAUUGACAGUGAAAUAUGCGGGCAAGGAUUUGGACGCGAUGCGUGCAGUCGCCGAUGCUAGUCACAAGCGUUCACUAGCCGAUUUUCAAGCUGCGGUUAAACAAUAUCGACAGGAACUCGAGGAGGACGUUAUUGUUCGCGCUCAUCUUGGAUCACUAUACGAUUCCAUGUUGGAGCAAAAUCUCUGUCGUAUCGUCGAACCUUAUUCGCGUGUGCAGGUGGCCCACAUAGCGACCUGCAUAUCGUUACCAAUCGCUCAAGUUGAAAAGAAAUUGUCUCAAAUGAUUCUCGACAAGAAAUUGAAGGGUGUCUUGGAUCAGGGCGAAGGUGUGCUCAUCGUAUUCGAGGACACGCCUCGCGAUAAAACCUACGAAAUAGCUCUUGACACGAUACACAGCAUGGGAAAAGUCGUCGAUACUCUUUAUCAGAAAGCCAAGAAGCUCACCUAGCCUUAUUUAAUAUAAUUUUAUAUAUAAAAAAAAUCUAUUAUAAUUAUUGAUUAGCUAACGUCAUUAAAAACUAUUAAUUAACCGUGGUUUUUUCUUGACUAACUUUUUUCAGCUAAUCCGAAAAAAAGCUAUCGCGUCAAUUUGUAAUUUUUUUUGUUUUUCUAUUCGCGUACUUAACAAAACAAUACAUAAUUAUAAUUCUCAUUUUUUUGAUGAGAAUAUUUAAAACAAAAGGGUUUCUGAAAAAUACCCACCUGCUUUUAAAAUUAAUUUAGCCCGAAAUAACUACUUUUUCAAAAAAAAAAAAAAGAAAAAUGGAAAAAUAAAUAAAUAGUGAAAUAAGUGAAUUUAAAAAUAAAAUUUUAAUUACUUGAGCGAUUGUUAUUAUUUUCUACUAGGCGAGAAUUCUCAGGCGCUUCUUCUUCUUUUUAAUCAAAUUCAAAACUUGAGAGUAAUUUCUUAGACUAAUUUUUCUUUGUAUUAUUGAACUGCAAUCGUGAAUAAAUGUUAAUUUGAAACAUUUUUUUUAUUA